UCAUGGGUGUGUUCAGGCAAACUAUUUACAACCAAAGACUUGCCAGACACGUUUUUCCCUUACGUAAAACCACACAAAAGGCACAACUUUAAAGCGCUGAGGACAGAUGAAAGUUAAAAGGACAGCCCACUGCGCCGGCAGCACAUAUAAGAAUUGGGAAUCUUUCUCUCAGUCAUAGCCUGCACGUUGUUUUACUUCAGAUCACUUUAGAGAUUGAUACCAGUCUGUUGGAAAUAUGCCUGUCAGUCUCUGUGGUACAUGGGACAUGCUCAGCAAUGUCAACUUUGAGGGAUACAUGAUUGCUUUAGGAAUCAGCUUGUACACCCGUAAGAUCGCCCUGAGGCUAAAACAUCGUAAAGUGAUCGAGCAGGUGGGAGAUCAGUGUGUCAUCAAGACCCUCAGCACAUUCAGAAACUACACGUUUUCAUUUAAAGUAAAUGAGGAGUUUCAAGAGUUUACCAAGGGACUGGAUGACAGACACUGCAAGUCACUGGUGCAAUGGGAGGGGAACAAGAUUGAGUGCGUACAAAAGGGCGAGAAAAAAAAAGGAUGGGCACACUGGAUUGAGGAUGAUAAACUCUAUUUGGAGUUGUACUGUGAGGAUCAGGUCUGCAAGCAAGUUUUCAAACGGGUUGUCUGAAGCUCUGUGAGGUGGAGCUGACUUGAAAAGACACACUGAUGUAAACAAAGUUGUUUACACUUCUCAGUCAGGUGAAUAUGGGGAAGGACUUGGAGCUCCAGCCUGUGUCUCAAAACGUAAUCAAUUCCAACCAUUGAGGCAUGCAAACUGAACCUGGAGUGGUACACUAUUGAAUGCAUUGAGCAUGAAUUAUAUUGCCACUAGAGGGUGACAUAAGACCAUUUGCACACAUUGUGUUAAUGUAUGGUCAACAGACUGAAAACAUUGGAUACCACUUGGUAGUUCGUAUGGAGCAAUGUGCUAGGAUUAUUGGCCUGAAUCAUCAUUUGACUAGAAUAAGACAUUUAAGGGCCUUGACUUUUUUUUAAAUAGAUGUUUUACUAUUGUAUAAGAUUGUUAUUUUUAGUUGUAUCGUUUAAUGCAAAUUUUGUAUUAGUUUCAUCACAUCUUAGCUGGGCUGUCAAUCAAUUGUGCAAUAAAAGCUUGAAAAGUA
Triplophysa rosa is the source of this 1133-nucleotide messenger RNA. RefSeq names its product retinol binding protein 7a, cellular (gene rbp7a). NCBI's taxonomy places the organism in Eukaryota, Metazoa, Chordata, Actinopteri, Cypriniformes, Nemacheilidae. Gene Ontology annotation, biological process: fatty acid transport. Gene Ontology annotation, cellular component: nucleus; cytosol. Gene Ontology annotation, molecular function: fatty acid binding. The record is from RefSeq and is a predicted model, not a curated record.